Messenger RNA from Ipomoea nil (Japanese morning glory), 1918 nucleotides. Its product is annotated as UPF0481 protein At3g47200-like. The transcript has a single exon. Lineage: Eukaryota; Viridiplantae; Streptophyta; Magnoliopsida; Solanales; Convolvulaceae. Bases 186 to 1769 code for a protein of 527 amino acids. The record is from RefSeq and is a predicted model, not a curated record.
CCACUAGGCCGAUUGACCUAUCCCAACAGUUACAAUCAUGAAUCAUGAUGUACAACCAACAAGAUUUGUGGCAACUGGCAAGGAACAAUAAUUUAUUUAUUUUUGAGAAUGGAACAAUAAUUUAUUAAUCACUCCAAAACAAAGGUUUCCCACGCCCCCAACGUUGCUUGCUAUUUGCAGCAAAAAUGGUGGCAGUGUUCAACAAAGAACUCUUGAGUUGGUACCUUAUCACCCUCAAACUCAACCAAACUUUGGAUAAUCGUCUCCAAAACGCUCAAACCCCCCACCCCCAAUCCCCACAACUGCAGAUUAACACUGAACAAUCCGUAAAGAUUGACUGCACAGACAGCUCAGUUAGUUUCCGAGAAUCCGUGAAGAUUGAGGAGGGUCCCACAUCGCCGGGAACGGAAUGGGCGAUUAGCAUCAAGGACAAGCUGGAGCAAGCGAAGCAAGACGACGAUUCUGGGUCGUGGUCAAAGCUCUGUAUCUAUAGAGUCCCGUUGAGUUUAAGGAAAGACGACGACAAAGCUUACAUUCCUCAGAUUGUGUCGUUGGGGCCUUACCACCAUGGAAAGCGGCGUCUGAAGAACAUGGAUCGUCACAAAUGGCGGGCGGUUUAUCAUAUCCUGAAGCGGACGAGCCAGGAGGUGGGUUUGUACCUGAACGCCAUUAGAGAGGUGGAGGAGAAAGCUCGAGGGUGCUACGAGGGAUCCUUAAUCGCUCUGGGCAGUAAUGAAUUCGUGGAAAUGAUGGUUCUUGACGGGUGUUUCGUCCUCGAGCUCUUCCGCGGCGCCGCCGCCGGAGGGUUUAAGCAACUCGGGUAUGCGAGGAACGACCCGGUUUUCGCGAUGCGUGGGUCCAUGCACUCGAUCCAGAGGGAUAUGAUAAUGCUGGAGAAUCAAAUCCCAUUUUUCAUUCUUGAAAUCCUCUACGAAAUCCAGUCCGGGAAUCCCGGGAUUGUGGCGAAAUUAGCGCUCAGAUUCUUCGAUCCACUCAUGCCCUCUGAUGAGCCCUUGACUAAACGCGAUUUGAGCAAACUGGAGACCUCCAUUGGAGCCAAUACAAAAGCUUUUGACCCCUUCACCGAUCUGGGUGGCCUCCAUUGCCUCGACGUUUUCCGGCGAAGCCUUCUGAGAACAGGGCCAAAGCCCUCCCCGAGAAUCUGGAUCAAGAAAUGGUCACAUAGCAGCCGCGUGGCAGAUAAAAGGAGACAACAAUUGAUUCACUGCGUUUCCGAGUUGAGGGAAGCUGGGAUUAAGUUCAAGAAAAGGAAAACAGACAGAUUCUGGGACAUAAAAUUCAAGAAUGGGUACCUCAAGAUUCCCAGGCUGUUAAUCCAUGAUGGGACAAAAUCCCUGUUCCUUAACCUCAUCGCAUUCGAGCAGUGCCAUCUGGACUGCAGUAACGACAUAACGUCCUACAUUAUCUUCAUGGAUAAUCUGAUAAAUUCCCCGGCGGAUGUGAGUUACCUCCAUUACUUUGGGAUAAUCGAGCACUGGCUGGGGAGUGAUGCGGAAGUGGCUGAGCUUUUCAAUCGCCUGUGUCAAGAAGUGGUGUUCGACAUCAAUGACACUUAUCUUUCCCGGCUGUCGGAGCAGAUAAACCGGUAUUAUGAUCACCGGUGGAAUGCCUGGAGAGCGGCAUUGAAGCACAAGUAUUUCAAUAAUCCUUGGGCGACUAUCUCCUUCUUUGCUGCUGUCAUCUUGUUGAUCAUGACUUUUGCACAGACGUUUUAUGGCGUGUAUGGAUACUACAAUCCACGCUCUUGAUUUCUGAAAAUGGUGGCUUUUCUUCUGGAAUGGGGUGCUUGAUCAUCUACUGGAUUGGAUUGCUUGAAUUGUUUUGAUUUUUUAUUUGUUUGGAUUUGGACAUAAAAAUAUACCAUCUUACAAAGGAAGCAUAAGCUUUUUUUCUUUUU